Seminavis robusta is the source of this 2541-nucleotide messenger RNA. NCBI's taxonomy places the organism in Eukaryota, Bacillariophyta, Bacillariophyceae, Naviculales, Naviculaceae. The record is from the annotation of a GenBank genome assembly.
AUGACGACGGAGGCCAAGAGGACGGUUCCCGUCCCAGUGGAAAAGGCUCUCAAGGUGUUUUUCAGCUUUAUCAGCUCCGUUCGUCAAGACCUCGUCUCGGUCCCGGUGGAUGUACAGUCGUCCAGUGAUUUCAAGGCAAAGACCCGUGAAAACAAGUCGAAAAUGUUGGAACAGCUCAAGACUUUAGCAGGCAUGUUGUCCAAGCACAUGGAUCUGGAAAAGCCCGAAAACUAUCGAGAACAAGAGCUCGUUGAAAAUGUAAAUUCUGCUGCAGGCGACUUCAGCCAGGACUAUGCCGCCGCACAAACUCGAUGGGUAGAUCUUCUCUUGGAUAAGACCUCGGAGACCCUUGAUUCUAUUCAUCAUGUGAACCUGGAAAAGCUUACCAAGCUCAUGGAGAAGAAUGACUCGGCGGGAUGCAUCAUGGAGGGAAAAGACGUUAUUCUGCUUCUGGGGUCUCCAGGAUCGGGCAAAACAACCGCACUGCAUUAUCUAGCCAAAUCGACCUUUCGAGAAAUCGCCGUAGCAGAUGCAAAAUUCUUCAAACCAAUGAAACUGGGGGAUCCAGAUCUCACUGAAAUGAGGGUAUCCUGCGGUGGCGGCAAGGAAGUCAUUACCCGACAUUUGCAGGUUGUGACGGUCAAACUGGAUGGCAAACCCAUCGUAUUGUGUGAUACCCCCAGUUUUGGGGAUCACGAGACCAUUGAAGAAGUCAUUGCAAAUAGUUUGGGACUUGUUCGCGCCGUGCAAAAGGCAAGAUCGGUACGACCCGUCCUGGUACUCAGUUGCGAUGAACUCGGGUUCCGUGAUCGAUUCAAUGCCUAUCCCCAAAUAUUGUCCAUCUUGACGCGGCUGUUGGGAACAGACUCCAACGUGGAUUUGGAACCCUUCAGCUUUAUAUUUACAAAGUAUGAUGCCAGCUGUAUUAGCGGCCUUCGAAAACAGUUCUCUUUGUUUUUGAAGGAAGGCGAAGAAGAAGCCACCUGGGGAGGAAAGGCGGAUCAAAACAAGCAGGCACUGAUCAAACAUCUCAUCAAGCGUUCCUGUCCCGAAACGAAUACUGUUAUUCCCACACGAGGAGACCCUGAAGUUGUCUUGAGGAAACUCAUGGGUGCAGAAUCAUUUGUUUCCAACCCCGAGACGUUCUUCGUCCCCAAUCUUUCCGAUACACUCUUGUCGACUUUGAAAAAGCAACUCAAGUUUACGUUGGUAGACCUUCGCGAGGCUCUCUCCAGGAAUGACAAUACUACUGGAAUUCACAGGAUGCAACAGAUGAGUAAGCUAGCAAACUUGCUCCCUGAAGCUGGAAUUUACGCACGCCAUGGAUUUAAGGCGUUCAAGGAGAUUAUCAACCAAAUGGUCGAAGACGAUGACGACGAAGACUGCGAAGAAGAAGACUCAGACGGAAACGAGUCCAGUGGCUCUGAAGGGCUACUCCCACCAGACUUGGCCGACUCGAGUAAAGGAUCAUGGACAUCCAGCGAGUCGGAACAACGAAGCAACGUAUCGUCCAGGCUGGUCAAAAGCCCUAGCCAAGAGUAUUUGGUUUCCCGUCAUUUGUCUACAGUCCCAGAAGAGGCAGAGGAUGCGGAUAAUCAGAGUUCCAUGAGCGAGAAGAAAAUCAAGAACGACAAGAAAAUCAACAACGACGAAACCUCACAAUCCUCACAAACUUCGCGGAAGAGUCAAGAGUCCGGAGACCGAUCACGCUCUGGACCUUCCAAGGCUCUCCGUGAGCUCGCUGCAAAAUGUGGGGAGAUGUCUCCUCAGGAGCUAGAAGACAAGGAGGACAACUUGAUUGUUGGGAUUCAUCCAAUGUCCCCAAAUUACUCCCAAGCCCCCCCUUACACUUCCCACGUUUCCCCCAUCGUUUCCCACGCUUCCCCCAUCGCUUCCAGUGUUUCCCCUCCUUCGUCAAAUGAGAGUGAACUGGCCGACGAUCGCGAUGACGAGGAAGAGCUCUCACAGGAUCAAAUCGACCUUCCAGAAGAAGAUCAAGCCUAUGCCGAACAGUACAGUACACUGCUCAAGGAGAUGACCAUAAAAGCAGUGGAAGAAGAAGACUACGUGCUGGCCGUACAACGAAUGCAAGAAUUCAUGAGAUUGGCACGAUCCAGUCCGGAGCACACUCGAGAUCAUCCGGAUUUUAAGCGGUGCGUGGAGCUGUUUUUGGUCUUUUCCGUGGCACUGAAAGAGUGUGAUUAUCGCAAGUGCCUGCAACAGAUGAAUGCCUUGAUUGCAAUGUCCGAAGGUGGAAACGUGGAAGCUCAAAAGUGCACGGAAUGCGGGGUGAAUGCUGCAAUCAAACACAUUAUCGAGCUCCGCGAGCGAGUGAUUGAAGUGACAGCUCAGCUCCAUUGUAUUGCGGACCCGGAUGAGUUCGAUCAAGUAGCGGAAGAACUUCGAACUCUUCGAGGAAAGGUGGAGAACUCCAAUGUGCUAAUGGAAACUUGCAUGCGAGGAAGCAACGACAAGGGGAAGUCAGAGACUGUGCUUGCUUGCAUUUCAUACGGAUUCAAAGUUGGUCGGCUAACCAGGUAG